This is a messenger RNA of Myxocyprinus asiaticus (Chinese sucker), 1404 nucleotides long. Its product is annotated as mitochondrial ubiquitin ligase activator of nfkb 1-A-like. The transcript is spliced from 6 exons. Lineage: Eukaryota; Metazoa; Chordata; Actinopteri; Cypriniformes; Catostomidae. The coding region runs from base 156 to 995 and encodes 279 amino acids. Gene Ontology annotation, molecular function: ubiquitin-protein transferase activity. Gene Ontology annotation, biological process: protein ubiquitination; organelle organization. The record is from RefSeq and is a predicted model, not a curated record.
AUGCGAACAGGGACACACAUUACAUUACACUGCAACAUGAAUGAUGGCGGAUCUGGCACUUGUAUAGGAAACAAAGUCAGACGAUUCUGAAACCAGUCACGUUUUCCUGAUCCAUCGAAACCGAAGCUUUACUUUCGCUGAGGUUCAUCCUGUGUAUGCCCUCACCUGCUGUGUUACCUGAAAUGAGCGAUCCUCUGCUUAACCCAUUGACCGUCAUAUGUGCGGGAUCCUGCUUUGCCUUCUCUGGACUGUUUUAUAAACUAUACUUGGAUAAAAGACGAGAAAUAGAGAAGUUGAAGGAGAUCCCAAACUUUCAGCCAGACCAUCACCUGUUGAGGAUUCUCAAUGCAUCACCCAACAAAAGACUUCAUUAUGUUGCUGUAGAUGGUUUGGUGCAGGCCAUUGGUGAGCCCAUUUCCAGUCAGUAUGUGCCACGGUGUCAUGGUGUUAUACAGAAAAUUUCUGUGCAAGAGCACUGGAAAUAUUGGAACUCUUAUAUAAAGUCAUGGGUCUCCAAAAAAAUGAACAAGAAACAAACCACCAACACGGUUCCCUUCAGUCUGGUCCAGCCUGGCUCAUACAUCAGUGACGUUUCCGUCCGCGUGGACUCUCCUCUGGAAGCAAGCGGUGAUUACCUCGAGCAGGUGCACAAGCGACUCCGGCAUGCUAAAGAGGGGCUGGUGGACAUCGUGGUGCAGGAGUUGAGCGGUGAGAGGCCUGUAGCUCAAGAGGAAUGGGAGGAGCUGCUGCGUGUGGGGGCGUCCCUCACAGGUUUCGGAGAACUCGUGCUGGAGCAGGAUAAAGUGAUGAGGUUACAGCCGCCCAAAGAUGGCCGCAGCUACAUUCUGAUUCCCGGUGAUUAUAAGAGCUUCAUCCAGCGACACGAGAGCAGCGCCAUCAUGUGGAAAGGGCUGAUGGCAGUGUUUGGAAUCACAGGGUUUACGCUGCUGGCUGGUUUCAUCCAUAGUGCCAUUAAUAAGGACAAGAAGAACUAGUCUGGGUUAUAUACUACACUUACAAUAAUAGAUUAACUGGUUUGUGUGGUUUUAACAUUUGUUGUGGCUCUUCACAUGGGAGUGUGUUUGAAUCCGGUGAAACUUACUUCAAUAUGCUUUUCAUUUGAAUAAUGAUAAUUCUUAUGGUGACAUUUAUGAUUGUUGAAGAUAAAUAUGAAAUAUGCAAAAUCAUGACAAUAAUAAACAACUGUUUGCUACAGUCUUCCAGUUUGACAAAUUUUUCCAGUGUCGUGCACUUCAAGAAGUGACCCAAACAAUCUUUUCAUAUCAGUGUUUAUUUUUAUAAAUGCAAAAUUAUUUCAUCCCCUUUUCUAAAUGUUACAAUCUGCAUUUGUCUGAAUUGCCUUUGCCUUGAAUGUAAGAGCUUAACAUUAAAAUUUGUAAUCCA